Messenger RNA from Perca flavescens (yellow perch), 4360 nucleotides. It is a transcript of the gene slc2a13a, whose product is annotated as solute carrier family 2 member 13a. Gene Ontology annotation, molecular function: myo-inositol:proton symporter activity. The record is from RefSeq and is a predicted model, not a curated record. Bases 929 to 2878 code for a protein of 649 amino acids. Gene Ontology annotation, biological process: transmembrane transport; myo-inositol transport. The transcript is spliced from 12 exons. Lineage: Eukaryota; Metazoa; Chordata; Actinopteri; Perciformes; Percidae. Gene Ontology annotation, cellular component: apical plasma membrane.
CUGCUAACUGUUUGGAGCUGGGCAGGUAGUACAGUGGGUUUAUCAGAGCAUUGUUGAUGAAAACAGCUGCUGCAUGUGGCUGUUGGACACAUGGUUAAUGAGAGCAGUGAAACUAAUCUGUAACGUUAAAGUAAAUGCCCAAUAAAACAAAAACAAUGUUAGCUAAGAGGCCAUACCAUUUUUUUAAACUGCAAGGUUGGGCGAUAAUUAUCAUUGGUCAAUGCUGUCGACCUCUUUAAUUUUCAGCAUAAUUAGCCUUGAUUUUAAGCUAGCUAGCGUUAAAUCAGAGUGUUGGCAAAGAAAUUUAUUUUUUGUUUUGUUUAGCACAUUGCAAAAUAUAUAAUAUUUUUGAUGUCUUAAAGCUACAUUGACGUUACUAGGAGGCAGAAGAGCUUUAAAACAAACUGACAGCUAGUCUUGACAUAAAAAAACAACAUAUUAUCACCUUAAAAGGCUAGCUAGUUUUGGCUAAAGUGUCAGCAAGCAGUUGCCUAAAGUUUACUUUAAGUUAACGUUAACUAGGUAGCUAGCUACUUAGAAGACAUUUAGAAGACUUGGAGGAACAUACCUGGAAUCCUGUUUUUUUGCCACCAGCAAAACAGUGAUCGUCAUGGCUGAAACGCUUGAUACCUGAAGACAACCCCUGUGGCAACACUAUAAUUUCCUACUUAAAAAGCACUGAAAUAUACCAUGGCUACCCAGUUCUUUCAUUAAUGCGACCACAUGGGUGUGACGCAUUGAUACACACAAACCCCGGAGAACAACUUUAUCCGGCAGCCAGCGUUGUCUUUGGGAGUGGAUAACCAACGCGGCAGUAACUCCAAACUGAGGGGGGUGGGGUGGGAAAAUUAGUUAAGUGUGUUUUUCUUUUCUUUUUUUGAGGCAUCAAAUACAACUAAGCAGCCCUGUCCUGUGUUGUAUUUCCCAUAUGUCGCGCAAACAGGUCGACCAUGACUACAAUCUCCGUAGUAUGAGCAACCUGAUGGGCGAGCGGUGGAAGAAAGUGAGCGACGGAGGAGAGCGGAGUCUGAUCAAGGCUCCGUCCAGCGCCAGCCUCAGCAGCCAGGGCGCCUCCGCCGCGACCUCGACCGCAGGUGCGCCAGCAGCACCCACCACUUCCACCGGGGACCUGGAGAGGGCUGCCCGCAAGCAGUUCCAGCAGGAUGUCACGCCCGGCUUCGUCUACGUCCUGGCCGCGUUCUCCGCCCUGGGGGGCUUCUUGUUCGGCUACGACACCGGGGUGAUCUCCGGGGCGAUGCUCCUGCUGAAGAAGGAGCUGGACCUGAGCGCUCUGUGGCAAGAGCUGCUCAUUUCAAGUACUGUGGCCGCGGCCGCCCUGUCUGCCCUGCUGGGCGGCUUCCUCAACGGGCUCUUCGGGCGCAGAGUGUGCAUACUGCUGGCCAGCUUCUUCUUCUCCGUCGGUGGGAUCGUGCUGAGCACCGCCCCUGGCAAAGAGGUUCUCCUGGCGGGGAGGCUCAUCGUCGGAGUGGGGCUUGGUAUUGCCUCUAUGACGGUGCCAGUGUACAUCGCCGAGGCCUCUCCGCCCCACCUCAGGGGUCAGCUGGUGACGGUUAACACCCUCUUCAUCACCGGCGGGCAGUUCACCGCCAGCCUCGUCGACGGCGCCUUCAGCUACCUGCAGCGCGAUGGGUGGAGGUACAUGUUGGGUCUGUCGGUGCUUCCCGCCGUGCUCCAGUUUGUGGGAUUCCUGUUUCUGCCGGAGAGCCCUCGCUGGUUAAUCCAGCAUGGGCUGACCCAGAAGGCCCGCCGCGUGCUCAGUCAGAUCCGAGGAAACCAGAACAUCGACGAGGAGUACGACAGCAUCAAGAACAGCAUUGACGAGGAGGACAGCGGAGGAGAUGGCCCUGUGAUCUGGCGAAUGCUGACCUACCCCCCCACUCGGCGAGCCCUCCUGGUUGGCUGUGGUCUUCAGAUGUUCCAGCAACUUUCAGGAAUCAACACGGUCAUGUACUACAGCGCCACCAUCCUGCAGAUGUCAGGAGUGCGGGACGACAGGCUGGCCAUCUGGCUGGCUGGACUCACCACCCUCACCAACUUCCUGUUCACCCUGCUGGGAGUGUGGCUGGUGGAGAGAGUGGGGCGCAGGAAGCUCACCUUGGGCAGCAUUAUAGGUACAUGUUUGAGUUUGAGUCUGCUGGCCAUCGGUUUUCUGAUGUCCGCCCAGCACAGUCCUCCUGUCACCUUCCACCCAUUAGACCCAUCCAUGGCCAACUCUACCUGCUCCAAAUACCAGCUGUGUGAGCCAUGCAUGCUGGACCCUGGAUGUGGUUUCUGUUACCGUGAGAACAGCUCAGCGCUCCUCGCCUCCUCCUGUGUGCCAGUCAAUAAGGCCUCCACCGAGCAAGCAGCAUGGGGCAGAUGCUCCAACUCCAGCCUGGUGAGAGAUGAGACCUACUGGGCCUACAACUACUGUCCCACCUCCUACUCCUGGCUGGUUCUGCUGGGUCUGGUCUGCUACCUGGCUGCUUUCGCUCCAGGGAUGGGUCCCAUGCCGUGGACCAUCAACUCCGAGAUCUACCCGCUGUGGGCGAGGAGCACCGGGAACGCCUGCGCAGCCGGAGUCAACUGGACCUUCAACGUCCUGGUGUCUCUCACCUUCCUCCACCUGGCUCAGUACUUCACCUACUAUGGAGCUUUCUUCCUCUACUCCAGCAUGGCUUUGCUGGGUUUCUUCUUCAUCUACGGCUGCCUGCCGGAGACCAAAGCCCGGCGUCUGGAGGAGAUCGAAGCGCUGUUCGAAAACCAGCUCUGUUCCUGCGGUGCCUCCGAUUCGGACGAGGGACGGCAGGUCGAAUACAUCCGAGUCAAAGGUUCUAACUACCAUCUCUCGGACAACGACGCGUCCGACGUGGACUAGAGAGACGGUUUCCCUUAGCUUCUGUGAUUACUGAAACAGUGCAGAGUGUCGCGUGGUAUUUUUCUUUCUUUUUUGUGUGUGAGCCGAGGAGCCACUGCUUACCCUCGCUAUGAGGUUCAGAAUCCCAGCUUGCAUGUAUCAUUAAGUCGAGCGAGGUUCACUUCCAAUUCAGGAAUCCGAAAAUCACCGACAAGUCAAGGACAUGUCAGCCUAUUCUCUGAAUUGAGGGUGAACCGAUGCCAAAUCUGGAGUCAAACCUGCUUUAGUAGACCGCUGCGUCUUUAACCAUGCACCACAAAUAUCUCAAUUACGAAAGGCUAAAACAUUGCCUUUUUUCACACAUAACAGUAGUGGGGUUUUUUUAAUUUCUUUUUCAUGAACAAUUGGACAGGAAACACACACUGCAUGUACAAAAUACAAGGGGCAUUUCCUCUCUCACGAAGUCCACCGAUGGUGAUGUACGUUCCAAAAGAGGCCCCAGCUCAGUAUCAGACUCAUAUACUGAGCUGGGGCAUCUUUUGUAUUAGGAACAUAUUACUGCUACUAUCAGUAAUAUGUUCCUAAUAUUUUGUACAUUUGUUGACUAAAUAUAUUUUAUGAUUUAUUUACCAUGUUGUACGUACAGUAUCCAAAGUAAAAAAUGAUCCAGCCAUCCUACAGCAUUGUGUCAGAAUAUGUGUCCAUUUAAAGAUACAGUGAAGAUGGUCUUGAAAACCAGGUUUGUGCGUCCACAAAACCUUUGUUGACAUGACAGCAGUUGUGACUUACUGUCGACCUGUAGUACCAUUAUGCCUUUCUAUAUGAAACACAUCUCAGUUACAUGUUGUUAAAGCUUGUAGCAUAGCACACUCAUGUCAGUUCCUUAUCUGAUGACAGUCUUCGUGGUUCUGAUGUCUUUUUAUGAAAAGCAAACACCAGAGAUGUACAGUAUUUGUUUUAAGUUUAGAAAACGUGAAUUGUCAGUUGGUGCCUAAACAAAACUCACCAAUCUAGUAGCACUGAAAGGAAUAAAAGUUCUGUUGCUAUAGUUCAUAUUUAUUAACGUAUUCAUUUAAAUAUGUGUUGCCACAAAGUACUAAUUGCUUCAGCCUGAAACUUGCAAAAAAACUACAUAGACUAUGUUUUUUUUUUUUUUUUUUUUUAAGUUUCAGGUCUGCAAUUCUUUUGCUUACCUGCCUCUAAAAAUAGCAGCUUUUAACAUUUGAUUAUACUAUGGCGAGUACAGCCUCAUGUCACUCUGUUACUAGGUUGCCAAAAAACCUACAAUAUGAGCCCAUGUUAUGAACCUGGGUAUUAAACAUGUAAUGUCCACUACCUAAAACCAUGGUUUUAUGACUGAGACUUGUAUUUAAAAGUAUUUCAUUCUAGCCUAAACAUGAUCAUAUUAGUGCCUGUGUAUUGUGAAGGUCCCUUAUGGUCGUUUUUCAGUCCAAAUCCCUGAAGUGGAUGUUUUACUGUAUAUCAUGUUAGAUAAUUAAGUCA